AUGAUAGCAGUGCAAACACUUUUUGAAAUUAUCGAACAAUUAAAUAUACCCUUAGAACACAAGUCCAACAAUAGAUAUUGUGACCUAUUCAAAAAUUUUGAACCAUUAGAAAAUGGAGAGCCUUAUCCUAAAUUAUAUCUUGCGCCAUUAAAAACUUUACUGAUUGAUUCUGGUAUUCAAACAGCUAUGGAUAAAGGAAACAUUUUCGCCUUACAAGACAAUAUAUCAUAUUUCUUUGAUCAGUUAGAUCGACUUUGGAUGUCAGAUUAUUUACCAACAGACCAAGAUAUAAUUUUAUGUAGAGCAGAAACUAUCGGAAUAGUUGAAGAAACAUUUCAUAUUGGGUCUUUAACGUAUAGAAUGUUUGAUGUAGGCGGUCAAAAAAGUGAAAGAAAGAAAUGGAUUCAUUGCUUUGAAAAUGUAACUGCUAUAUUAUUUAUUGUUGCUAUCAGUGGAUAUGAUCAAUGCUUAGUAGAGGAUAGAAAUUCUAUUCAGGAAGGAUUAAUGCUCUUUGAUACAAUCUGCAACUCUUCCUGGCUUGUAAAUACAUCCAUGAUAUUAUUUUUAAACAAGAUUGAUAUAUUUAAACAAAAAAUAUUAAUUUCUCCUAUAUCAAAAUGGUUUCCGGAUUUUAAAGGCGAUAACAGUAACUUUGAACAAACGAGUAAUUAUUUUAAAAAUAGAUUUCAACGACUUAAUCAGAAUCCGAGCAAAAAUGUCUAUACAUAUUUUACUAAUGUGACUGAUACAAAAUUAUUACAGCAUGUCAUGUUUGCAGUAUCUGAUAUUAUUCUAAAUGAAAAUUUAAACACUUUAAUGUUAUAG
Molecule: messenger RNA, 825 nt
Organism: Cokeromyces recurvatus
Lineage: Eukaryota; Fungi; Mucoromycota; Mucoromycetes; Mucorales; Mucoraceae
Product: guanine nucleotide binding protein, alpha subunit
Exons: 5
Coding region: 1-825 (274 amino acids)
Biological process (GO): G protein-coupled receptor signaling pathway
Cellular component (GO): heterotrimeric G-protein complex
Molecular function (GO): GTP binding; GTPase activity; G-protein beta/gamma-subunit complex binding
Source: RefSeq, a predicted model, not a curated record